AUGAUCUCAAUCAAGGCAACAUCAGUAGUACAAUUUAAAGCUGUUUGUCACGAGCCAGUCGCAGUUUUAAUGCUGGAGUAUGUUUUAUUUUGACCUAAGCAUUGUCGGAGGAUAGGGAAAGGUCAGUUCACUGAAAGACUUUAACAGUUGCCUUGACACAGGGGAUUGUAAUGGGGUGGACACAAAUUUUAUGAACAGGAUCGCGUCGGAUAUUGGCAGUGGAUUUCUGUAUUUACAUGAAAGAGGAAUCGCGCACAGAGAUUUAAAAAUAGCGAACGUCCUCGUUAGCAAUCAGCAUUACUGCGAGGAAAAAAAUCGCGAUAAAAUUGCCUACGCAUGGAGCCAUCAACCAGUGAUCUGCAAGCUCACUGACUUUGGAGAAAGUAGGUCAAAAGUUGUGCAAUCACGAUUUGUUUGCCGAUCAAGGACUCUAAACAUCCACAGGGGUACAAUACCAUACAUGGCACCGGAAAUUCUUCUCGGAAGCGAGAUCUCACGUGCAGGAGCCACUGUUGAGGAUCUGUUGGUCGUGGACAUGUGGGCCUAA
Molecule: messenger RNA, 547 nt
Organism: Porites evermanni
Lineage: Eukaryota; Metazoa; Cnidaria; Anthozoa; Scleractinia; Poritidae
Source: the annotation of a GenBank genome assembly